Molecule: messenger RNA, 8095 nt
Organism: Ictidomys tridecemlineatus (thirteen-lined ground squirrel)
Lineage: Eukaryota; Metazoa; Chordata; Mammalia; Rodentia; Sciuridae
Gene: Nfat5
Product: nuclear factor of activated T cells 5
Biological process (GO): regulation of transcription by RNA polymerase II; cytokine production; calcineurin-NFAT signaling cascade
Cellular component (GO): transcription regulator complex
Molecular function (GO): transcription factor binding; DNA-binding transcription factor activity, RNA polymerase II-specific; RNA polymerase II cis-regulatory region sequence-specific DNA binding
Source: RefSeq, a predicted model, not a curated record
ACAGAAUCUGUCUAUGAUCUUCUCCCAAAGGAGUUACAGUUACCUCCAUCUAGUGAAACAUCUGUAGCAUCAAUGAGUCAGACAAGCGGUGGUGAGGCAGGCUCGCCUCCUCCAGCUGUAGUUGCUGCUGCUUCGCCAUUCAGAGACAGGCAUCGUGUGGUGGGUUGUGUGACAGUGUCUGUCAAUAGUGAAGACAAAUAGUGCCAGAGACACUUAACCCAUCCAAUCUCACCCAGGGUAUAGGAUUUGCCUCUGAAGCAGGGAGUGUCUGCAUUAAAAAUGACCUGUAGUUCUCUGCUUCAUAGAUGCUUCUUCAGCUCCCUCCUCUUCCUCCAUGGGCGGUGCUUGCAGCUCCUUUACCACCUCUUCCAGCCCUACCAUUUAUUCUACCUCAGUCACCGACAGCAAGGCUAUGCAAGUGGAGAGCUGCUCCUCAGCCGUGGGGGUAAGUAACAGAGGGGUAAGUGAAAAGCAGUUAACCAGUAACACAGUUCAGCAGCAUCCAUCAACCCCGAAGAGGCACACAGUUUUGUACAUCUCACCACCACCCGAGGACUUGCUGGAUAACAGUCGGAUGUCCUGCCAGGAUGAGGGGUGUGGAUUGGAAUCUGAGCAGAGCUGCAGUAUGUGGAUGGAGGAUUCCCCCUCCAACUUCAGUAACAUGAGCACCAGUUCCUACAAUGAUAACACUGAGGUACCUCGUAAAUCACGAAAACGAAAUCCAAAGCAGAGGCCGGGGGUCAAACGACGAGAUUGUGAAGAAUCUAAUAUGGAUAUAUUUGAUGCCGACAGUGCCAAAGCACCUCACUAUGUGCUUUCUCAGCUUACCACGGACAACAAAGGCAACUCAAAAGCUGGAAAUGGAACAUUGGACAACCAAAAAGGAACUGGAGUAAAGAAGAGCCCUAUGUUGUGUGGACAGUAUCCAGUUAAAAGUGAGGGAAAGGAGCUGAAGAUAGUUGUACAACCUGAGACCCAGCACCGAGCUCGGUACCUGACUGAGGGAAGUCGUGGCUCAGUAAAAGAUAGAACACAGCAAGGCUUUCCUACAGUAAAGCUGGAAGGCCAUAAUGAACCAGUAGUGUUGCAGGUAUUUGUGGGCAAUGACUCUGGCCGAGUGAAACCACAUGGAUUUUAUCAGGCCUGCAGGGUAACUGGACGAAAUACAACUCCCUGCAAAGAAGUGGACAUUGAAGGCACCACUGUUAUAGAAGUUGGCCUUGAUCCUAGCAACAACAUGACACUUGCUGUGGACUGUGUAGGAAUUUUGAAGUUGAGGAAUGCUGAUGUUGAAGCCAGAAUAGGAAUUGCUGGUUCCAAGAAAAAAAGCACUCGUGCCAGAUUGGUUUUUCGAGUUAAUAUCACAAGGAAAGAUGGCUCUACUUUGACAUUGCAAACACCCUCUUCUCCGAUUUUGUGUACUCAACCAGCAGGAGUGCCAGAGAUCUUAAAAAAAAGCUUACAUAGCUGUUCAGUGAAAGGAGAGGAAGAAGUGUUUUUAAUUGGCAAGAACUUUCUGAAAGGAACUAAAGUUAUUUUCCAAGAAAAUGUUUCUGAUGAAAACUCUUGGAAAUCAGAAGCUGAAAUCGACAUGGAAUUGUUUCAUCAGAACCAUCUUAUUGUGAAGGUUCCCCCAUAUCAUGACCAACAUAUAACUUUGCCUGUAUCGGUGGGGAUAUAUGUAGUGACCAAUGCUGGAAGAUCCCAUGAUGUUCAGCCAUUCACCUACACUCCAGAUCCAGCAGCUGGUGCUUUGAAUGUAAAUGUGAAGAAAGAAAUAUCUAGUCCAGCAAGACCUUGCUCUUUUGAAGAGGCCAUGAAAGCAAUGAAAACUACUGGAUGUAACUUAGAUAAGGUAAAUAUUCUUCCCAAUGCCCUCAUCACUCCACUCAUUUCGAGCAGUAUGAUUAAGAGUGAAGAUGUUACUCCAAUGGAAGUAACAGCAGAAAAAAGAUCUUCCCCUAUUUUUAAGACUACAAAGACAGUUGGAUCAACUCAGCAAACUUUAGAAAACAUCUCUAACAUAGCAGGAAAUGGGUCCUUUUCAUCACCAUCAUCUUCUCACUUACCCUCUGAAAAUGAAAAGCAGCAGCUUCAACCCAAGGCAUACAACCCAGAGAGCCUGACAACUAUCCAAACACAGGAUAUCUCACAGCCUGGGACCUUUCCAGCAGUUUCUGCAACUAGUCAGUUGCCCAGCAGUGAUGCACUACUACAGCAGGCUACGCAAUUUCAAACAAGAGAAACUCAGUCUAGAGAAGUAUUACAGUCAGAUGGUACAGUAGUUAAUUUGUCACAACUCACUGAGGGGUCACAGCAACAGCAGCAGUCGCCACUGCAAGAACAAGCACAGACUUUACAGCAGCAGAUUUCAUCAAAUAUUUUUCCAUCACCAAAUAGUGUGAGUCAGCUACAGAAUACUAUUCAGCAGUUGCAAGCAGGAAGUUUUACAGGAAGUACUACUAGUGGCAGCAGUGGAAGUGUUGACUUGGUCCAACAAGUUUUAGAGGCACAACAACAGUUAUCUUCAGUUUUAUUUUCAGCUCCAGAUGGUAAUGAGAAUGUUCAAGAACAACUUAGUGCAGACAUUUUUCAACAAGUCAGUCAAAUUCAAAAUAGUGUAAGCCCUGGCAUGUUUUCCUCAACCGAGUCCGCAGUCCACACCAGACCAGAUAAUUUAAUACCUGGAAGAGCUGAAAGUGUUCAUCCACAGACUGAAAACACAUUGUCAAAUCAACAACAGCAACAACAGCAACAACAAGUGAUGGAAUCAUCAGCUGCAAUGGUUAUGGAGAUGCAGCAGAGUAUUUGCCAGGCAGCUGCCCAAAUUCAGUCAGAGUUAUUCCCUUCAACAGCUUCAGCAAAUGGAAACCUUCAACAGUCACCAGUUUACCAGCAGCCUUCUCAUAUGAUGAGUGCACUACCUACCAAUGAGGAUAUGCAAAUGCAAUGUGAAUUGUUUUCUUCGCCUCCUGCAGUUUCUGGAAAUGAAACAUCUACAACCACCACACAGCAGGUUGCAACCCCUGGCACUACCAUGUUUCAGACAUCAAGUUCAGGAGAUGGUGAAGAAACUGGAGCACAAACAAAACAGAUUCAGAACAGUGUCUUUCAGACCAUGGUCCAGAUGCAACAUAGCGGGGACAAUCAACCUCAAGUUAACCUUUUUUCAUCAACAAAAAGUAUGAUGAGUGUUCAGAAUAGUAGUACCCAGCAACAAGGUAAUGGUUUAUUCCAGCAAGGGAAUGAGAUGAUGUCACUUCAGUCUGGGAAUUUUCUGCAGCAGUCUUCUCAUUCACAGGCUCAACUUUUUCAUCCUCAGAAUCCUAUUGCUGAUGCUCAAAACCUUUCCCAGGAAACUCAAGGUUCUAUUUUUCAUAGUCCAAAUCCUAUUGUCCACAGUCAAACUUCUACAACUUCCUCUGAACAAAUGCAGUCUCCAAUGUUUCACUCUCAGAGUUCCAUCGCUGUGUUACAGGGUUCUUCAGUUGCACAAGACCAGCAGCCACCCAACAUAUUUCUUUCCCAAAGUUCUAUGAAUAAUCUUCAGUCUAACACAGUAUCCCAAGAAGAGCAGAUUUCAUUUUUUGCAGCACAGAACUCAAUUUCUCCACUUCAGUCAACAUCAAACACUGAACAGCAAGCUGCUUUCCAACAGCAGGCUUCAAUAUCACAUAUCCAGACCCCUAUGCUAUCCCAAGAACAGGCACAACCUUCCCAGCAAGGUUUAUUUCAGCCUCAGGUGUCCUUGGGCUCCCUUCCACCUAAUCCAAUGCCUCAAAAUCAACAAGGAGCAAUUUUCCAGUCACAACACUCAAUAGUUGCCAUGCAGAAUAACUCUUCAUCCCAGGAGCAGCAGCAGCAGCAGCAGCAGCAACAACAACAGCAACAGCAGCAGCAACAGCAGCAGAGCAUUUUAUUCAGUAAUCAGAAUACCAUGGCUACAAUAGCAUCUCAAAAGCAACCACCACCAAACAUGAUAUUCAGCCCAAAUCAAAAUCCAAUGGCUAGUCAAGAGCAACAGAGCCAGUCAAUUUUUCACCAACAAAGUAAUAUGGCCCCAAUGAAUCAAGAACAGCAACCCAUGCAAUUUCAGAAUCAGCCCACAGUUUCCUCACUUCAGAACCCAGGUCCUAACCAAUCUGAGUCAUCACAGACUUCCUUAUUCCAUAGCUCUCCUCAGAUUCAGUUGGUACAAGGGUCACCUAGUUCUCAAGAGCAGCAAGUAACACUCUUCCUCUCUCCAGCAUCCAUGUCUGCACUGCAGACCAGUAUAAACCAACAAGAAAUGCAACAGUCUCCUCUUUAUUCCCCUCAGAACAACAUGCCUGGAAUCCAAGGAGCCACAUCUUCACCUCAGUCACAAGCUACUUUAUUUCACAAUACUGCAGGAGGUACAAUGAACCAACUACAGAAUUCUCCUGGCUCAUCCCAGCAGACUUCAGGAAUGUUCCUGUUUGGCAUUCAGAAUAACUGUAGUCAGCUUUUAACCUCUGGACCAGCUACAUUGCCAGAUCAGUUGAUGGCCAUAAGUCAGCCAGGCCAACCACAAAACGAGGGACAGUCACCUGUGACAACACUUCUUUCUCAGCAAAUGCCAGAGAGUUCUCCGCUAGCAUCUUCUAUGAACACCAACCAGAACAUCGAAAAGAUUGAUUUGCUUGUUUCAUUACAAAACCAAGGGAACAACUUGACUGGCUCCUUUUAACUGGAUAUAAAUUCCAUGAAGAAUACCGUGAUUCCAAGAUGUCCUGCAAACUUGUAGUUUUAUGAAGAUUACUAAAACAAAACAAUAUGAAAAAUUGUACUUGAGUAAAUGGAUAGAUUUUACUCUGACUGCAAAAGAGCACACCUGUGCUACCUGUUGCAGUGAUUAGCCAUCAAUGUUAACAUCUUAUUUUUUAUUCCUGAUAACAAUGAUGACUGAGAAUCUAUUUGAGUUUCCAGCUGACAGAAUUGUUAUUUUCCUAGUUGUAAUUUCUCUUAAAAGAGUACAAUUUAAAUUUAAGACUGGACCACUCAGUUAUUAUUGCUAUUAGGAAAUAAUAAUUGUCAUGUUUACUUUUAUUCUUCAUUAUUUUCUUUCCUGCAUUAUUUUAGUCAAGUAAUGGCUUAUAAAAAAGUAAAAUUCAAUAAUAAUAAAAGGCUGUGAUUUUUUUCACUAUGAAAAGCACAGCUGUUGGCCAAAGUGAAGAAAUCUUUUUCAGUUUUUAUGGAGAAACUGAAGGGAUAACAUUCUGACAAGUGAGCUGAAAUAAAAAUUCUACAGACUUGAUUAAAUGCAAAGGCAGAUAACACACAAAAAUGGAGACAGCUGGAAUGCUAUUGGUUUUAUUUUUCAAAGAGUUGUUAGUUCUCUGUGUUUCCACUAAGGGGUUUAGCCAUAACUGUAUAGAAAAAUCAUUAUUUUGCUCUGUGAGAAAUGAAGGGGGUAAUACAUGGUAAAUUAUAGUCUAAUAUCCUCCUACAGGAGUUUAAACUGACAGAGUCAUCUGAGUCUGUUUCUUCUUAAUCCAGUCUUUGGCUGGUAUUUCCUUUUUAUAUGCAUCUGUAUUAUUUUCCACCCUAUUUUUCACUUUAUUUUAGAUAACUGUUAAUACACUACUGGCUUUGUGACCCUGUAGCAACUUAAAGGAAAAGGCCAUUUUGAUUCAGGGUGACCUAGCAAUCCUGCAGCACAGGGCAAGGAGUCCUCUUUUAGGAAUUAUUGGAAGUUGAUUCCUGAGAAAACAAUGUAUUUUUUUUUCCAUGAACGGUGCUGUUCUGAAGUCUUUAAAAUUUUCCUUCUAAUAGAAAACAGAAUAAAUUUUCAUUUACAAAAAAAAAAAAGGCAAACUAAAAUUUCUUGAAACGUUACUUCUCCCUGAGCUGCAGUGAGUAUAAUUCACUUGUCACCUCAGUGCUUUAUAGUUUGAAAUGGUCACUUACCUGAUGGUUCCCACAAGCCUUAGGCUUUACAGGGUCAUAUCGUUGACUUAAAGUGAAGAAUUAACUUGUGUUACAUCUAUAAAGAGCAAAAUAACACACUCCAGAACUUGCAGUUGUAGCAUUAGUUACACAGUUUUGGGUGUUCUUGCCACCCAUGGGAUGCCUGCUUCUACCACCUGUGUCUGGACACGUGCUUAUGUCUCAUCUUCCUUUUGGCUUGUGGAAAGCUGUCAAUGCAGUGUAAGGCCAACGUGUGUGUGGCUUCUGUGUGUUGAUAUCCUUGUCCCUUUCUUUUAAGUGUAAAAAAAAAAAAAUAGCCUGUUAAUUGUUGUUAAAGGCUACUUUUCUGUUCUUUUUCUAUCCUAUAUAUUUAGUUGGACUGUGGAAUCAUGGUGUUUGGUUUUGUUUAUACAGCCAAAUAUAACCCCUUUUCAUGAUGGUCUUUUGUUCUUUGAAUGUGCUCUUCUAAUUUGUUUUUUUCUGUUAUUGUCGUAUGUUCUUUCUUCCACCCUAAACCCUUUCUUUCUCUUCUCUUCUCUCUCUGAUUGAGAGGCAUUGAAUUACGUUUUCAGUAGUACAGGCUUCUUGCCGAUAUGAAGGGAACUUUUCAGAAAGAGACCUACUCUGGGUCAUUUAAUUUUGAAUACAGUUUUCAAUCGUUCAAGUUUUGGAUGGUUUAUAUCUAAUGUGUGUUUCAUUUUUUUGGAAAGCUAUAUUUUGUAUUUAGGAAAUGGUAUACUAUUUUGCUAUUUGUACUGAGUGAGUACAUUGGCAUAAAUAUAGAAAUUUAUAUAUAUACAUAUAUAUAAACUAUUCUUUUUUUGCCACACAUUUUUGUGGUAAAUUUGUGAGUUUGUCUGAUGUUCUACCACAACGUGGCGUCUGAUAACAGUGAGGGGGGGUGGGUUUGUUAUGUCUUUAUUGAGAUAUUUAAGUACCUUUUGAAACAAAUGACCUGUUCAUCUGUAGCCAUUCCAUCAGGCAGUUCCUUGAUGUUAUUAGUGGGCUAAAGGCAGCUAGCUUACUGUGUGUUUGCUGGAUCUCAGCAAAAUGUUAAAGAGUAAGGAAACCUAUUGAGGCAGUUGUGUCAAAUGGUGUUUCAUAAGAAUGAGCCAUUCAGUCUUUGCUCACUAUAUAUUUAAUAUUUUAUUAUUGUUGUUAUUGUUAUUAUUAAUUGGCUUUCUGUAUUCUAUGCCUUUUAUUUAUAAAAACACUAAAAAAAUUAUGUUUGUAAUUUUAAUAACAUUUUCCCCCAUCUUGUAAUAUCCAGAGCUACUUUAUAAAUUCUCUGAACCAAAAGUAUUUUCCUCAAUAUAUCUCUUUUCCCCAGGUCCCUAUCAGGAGUGAAUCACCAAAUAUAGUUCAGGUUGUGAGAAGGAUCAACCACACAAUCCAGUGCUUGUUUUAAAAUGUAAAACUCUAACCCUAGAGAAUAAUGUCAGAGAAAACAAACCCAGAGGUAUUAAAAGAAUAAAUAGAAAAAUAGUAGUAGUAGAAAUUUUUUAAAAAUGUUUACUUCUCAAUAUUGUUUUUUUUUUUUUCUGAUAUCAUAUAGGAGACUUAGGAAGUCUAUUUGUUCACCAAGUUCCCAUUAGAAUGUUGUUAAUACUAUACCAUGGCUAAAGUAGUGGCAAGAAGACUGGCUUGUGUGGUGACUUCAGUCUGUUCUGUGGUUUAGCAAGGGGUUUUAUUCUUAUGCUGAUUGGCAAUGCCAAGUCACUGGGACCAAUUUUCUGUUUUGUAAUAUCUAAGUUUAGAACAGAACAUAAACCUGAACUGUAGUGGUUUGAUUGGAUGAAGGCAGAAACCCCAAUUUUUAUUCUCAUAAAUCUUGUGGUUAUUUAUACAAGGGCUGUGCUAUGCUACCAUAUUCUUAAUCAAUAAUGAUAGUUUUGUUUUGUUUUUUACAUUGUUAAAUGUUCCUUACCCCGAAAGGUCAAUGUUAAGUACAACAUUCUGAAUAUAUGAUUUGGUUACAAAGAGUAUUUGUCUUUAUUGAAGAGUAAGCUCAGUGGUUGAUAUGUGUGCUAAUUACUGUUUCCAAAUUACUGUUACAAAUUAGAGCUACACAUGAGGGAGACUCAGUAAGCCAGCUAAGACCUUGGAAACAACAAUUUAUUAAAUUUAUUUAUGGCAGAAGGACCUAAAUAAACUGUGAACCACAUUU